UCGCCCAACAACCAAAAAAAAACUUACUGACAACUUCCCCAAACAACACAGCAACAGGCAACUAAACAACAACAAAACCCGCACCAAAAAAAAAGAGAUCUGUGUUCUCAGCAGCAGCAGCAGCAGCAGCCAGCGCUGGCUGGGGGGCUUCUGACUUUCUGUACACACACACACACACACACUUUGCAAGCAAGAGGGAUAAGGCGAGCCAGAAGCCGGCCAGGAUGAGUUUGCUGUCAGCGAUCGAGACCAGCGCCUCUGUGUACCAGCCAACUCAGCUCUUAAACUGGGUCUAUCUGUCUCUGCAGGACACUCACCAGCCGAGUGCUUUCGAUGCCUUCAGACCCGAGCCGACGUCCCAGCACCAUGACUUGAACUAUACCAAAGCUGCCGACCUGGGAACUUCGCUCUAUUCCAACUAUCUCAACAACUUUUCUCAACUCCACAGGAAUGAGGCUAUUACCAGCGGGUUGUACAAGAACGCUUCCCCCUACGGUUCUCUGAGUAAUAUCGUGGACGGGCUGAGCUCCCUGACAGACCAUUUCUCGGAUCUAUCCUUAUCAACAGAACCUCGCAAACCUGGUAAAAGACCUCCCCCCAACUACUUGUGUCAUCUCUGCUUCAACAAAGGACAUUAUAUCAAGGACUGUCCCCAGGCACGCCCCAAAGGAGAAGGCCUGACCCCCUACCAGGGGAAGAAACGCUGCUUCGGUGAAUACAAGUGCCCCAAGUGUAAAAGGAAAUGGAUGAGCGGCAACUCCUGGGCCAACAUGGGCCAAGAAUGCAUCAAAUGCCACAUCAAUGUUUACCCCCACAAGCAGAGACCCUUGGAGAAGCCUGACGGCCUGGAUGUGUCAGAUCAGAGCAAAGAACAUCCUCAGCAUCUGUGCGAGAAGUGCAAAGUCCUGGGCUAUUACUGUCGCCGAGUGCAGUGAGUGGAUCGCCAGACCUUGUAGCCACCACCGUCACUACCUUCACCUGUCCACCUGCCUCUGUCUCCCAAACGCUACGUAUGAGUCCUCAGACCACACAUCCAGCCGAAAGAUGAAUUCACCAAAAUCUUGCCCUCCGACAGAAAACAAAGGGGCCUUACACUGGCUGACUGUGACUCUUUCCUCUGUUUGCGCAUAUUUCCAGGUUGUAUUUAUAGUAUUAACUACCAGAAACAGUAUUACCAAUAGCAGUUUAAAGUGGCACCUCAUUUGGGGUGUUUUGCCUACUCUUUGUUUACAGAGACUUUGUACCAGGAGCCAGUGCAAGGGGGAGAACAUACUGGGCUCCAAGGCUGAUAUUUUAAACCAAACCCCUUCCGUGCCAUUACUAAUCCAUAAGCCGAUAGUACAAGUCCAUUUGCUGUGAGUUGUCACAAGGCUUGAGAACUUUGAUCCCCCCAGCUCUUUGUGUCAAGAAAGCUGGCGAGCAUCAGUAUUAGAGUAGUUAAAAAAAAUAUAUGGUUAUUGGCAAGUGAUUACAAUGAAGACUGACAAAUAUGUGUCUGGUAUUGUAGAGAAUUAAGAGUAGGCUGAAUAGUGAAAGAGUCAUGGUUAACUCUUGGGGUACUGAAUAAAAUUUUUGAACAGUAUAGAACAUCAUCACAACUGGAGAUAACUCGCUGGGCAUCCCCAUAAGGUAAUUGCAGUGGCACAAUAUGAUACUGUGAAUUUCUGUAAGAACUUUUAAAUCCUUAGGAUAAUUUCAUCACUGAACACUAAGCACCUUUGUAAUUCAUGCCAUUAACUUAUCUUUGGAGUUCAAUUUUUUAAAAUGUUAUUUAUCAUCCCAUCAUUUCAAAAAUAAAUGUUUCUUUGUCCAUGUUUUGGCUGUCCCUCCCUUCCCAUGAAGUUAAUGCAUACUUCACCUAAGCUUGCAUCUGGUUCGGCUCUUUUCCGUUGCUGUUUUGGGACUGCCUGCUAAGUGGUUCAAGACUGCAACCUGUAGUGAUUGCCUUGCUCAUUCAUCCUCCACAUGGGGAAAUGCCUGAUCUUUGUUUAAGUACCUCUCCCCUGACCACAUCUGAAGUGUGUGGAUUGGGUGAGGGGAAGAGGAGAGUCAAAACGAUCUAGUGUUGUACCACAGUAUGUUCAUCUCAGAAGUGCUCUGCCACUUCUUCCGAGCUGUCCCACCAAGCGAUGAGGAGAGAGGGAUAUCGUUACAUGCUCAUUCCCCCUUUGCUGAAGUAUCACAAUGUUCCAGAUGUGUAAGCAUGUUACACAUCAAUACUGCCUCAAACCAUGACUUAGAAACACUGAGACCCUGGGAACAAUUUGAAACUCAAUAUCAACGAUGUGAAGAAAUAUAAAUGAACCAUCACAAGCAUCAUUUUCUGCCCUCCCCCAAUGAGAUACGAUUUUCUAUAAGUUAUUAGAUUUUCUAUAAGUUUUGAGCCAUGUCCUUCAGGUUUCAGGCCUCGCACAUAAAUUUCUAUGUCACACUCUUUGGUGGUUGAAAAAUAAGCCAAUCUGUGAAAAGCAAUCAGCCUUUAAUUUACCUGAAAAAGGCACAACAACUCCACCUUGUGACCUUAAAGGGACACACCAAAAUUUCACAUGAAUGCACAUUAUCAGGACAGAACUGAAGGCUGGAUUUCAUGGUCAGUGCUAAACAAAUGGUGCUUGUGUGUUACACUUUCCCACAGACUUUAGAUGGGUUUUUGCAUUUGAACUUGCAGUUAGAAAUCCAGAACAGCCCAAUACCCUCGACGAAGGAUGUGGGACCUGUGUGAACAGGACAAGCAACCGUGUUUCUCCUUAAGUAAUCAAAUGGUAUAACCCUUAAUAAGUUGCGCAGAACCUGAACCAGGCAGUGUUAGUUGGAAUGGUUAAUUCAAUAUCCAAUCAUGUAUGGAAAGUGAGAUGGAGCGAGGGAAUUAAAGAUGGGAUGAAGCGAGAAAGGUAAAAGAGACAAAAGAAACAGAUUUUUAAAUUUCUUUAAAACUCCACCGAUUAUUAAAAUCUGAAGGAAUGGUAUUCCACACUUGUAAACAUUGAAUGUCAGUGCCAGAGAGGUUGUUUGAUGGUAAUUAGGACUAACCACACUCUUGAAAAAUUAUUAACACUUGAAUAGACAAGCCCUAACUUUUUCUGGUGUGUUUUGUGUGUAUCUAACACACAAUUGCAACAACUUCAUCCCGUCUAUGUGUUUGAAUGGCAGGUCUCUCAGUGAGAUACCAGUGUAGUGUAGCUUUGGGAGGGCAACUCAAACAGAUUUUCAGGUUUAAUUCUGAAAGCUGUUGAAUUUACUCUUUAAUAAUAGUGAACAAUAAUAUACUCACCAUUACUUUUACCACCAAAUCCAGGCCACUGCAUUUUACGUGGAUUGAUAUUCUUGUGAGCAAUUCAGCAUUGCACAUCCUGUAAUAAUGUCAAAGAGAACUGAAUUAUAAGAGAAAGAGGAGCACAGCACACCAACUCUUCCUCUUUUUACUUAAACAAUUUUUAAAAUUUGAACUCCUCAGAUAAAUUUGAAUUGCCACUGUUUAGAAUAACAGGCCUCUUUUUCCUAAUGCAAUGUGCCAUUUCUUCAGUGCGCCGUGCACUGUGAUCUGUUUACGCACUGUGAUGCCUUACUGAGAGGAACAAUUGCCUUAAUGUUUCCUACAAGCCAUUACAUUUGUAAAAUGUAAAAAAAACUGUUGGGGAUGUAAAAUAACACUAGAAAUUCACAGUAGGUCAGUCAACUUCUGUAAAGAGGAAGAACAGGGUAAUAGAAUAUUUUGGGUCUAUGUUUUCACUUUUUCAUUUCCUCCUCUCCCAUUUCUUUUCUCUGUACUCUUAAGAAGCCUUUUUAUCUAUCAGCCCAGUGCUGAUUAAGGGCUCUUUGCAGAUGCUGACUGGCCUGAUGUGCAUUUCAAGCAUUUACUAUUGUUUUUACACUAUUCAUUCUGUUAGAUAAAACAUAUAGGUUUUAUUGGGUGGUGGUAAAGUCGGAAGCUCCAUUUUGUAAAUUAUUUUUCUCCUCCAUCUCUUUGGAGCCAAGCGCCAUUCAUUUUGCUGGAUGGUUGUGUGGGGCACUGGCCCCCUACGCCUCUCCUAAUGGCACUCUUGAGCGAGCUGUCAAUCCAUCAGGGAGAGUGAAUCAGCUAACCACCUGCUGAGGGAGAUGCCCAGCCUUUAUCUCCUUGCAGCCACAAAACAAAACACUAUGAUUGAGAUCUCAGCUAUAAGGAAUCACAAAUUUCCCCUCACUCUGUGGUCUUCAGAUAGUUCAGCAUUUGCAAACGUAUGCUGCUUUUAUCUGAAUCAAUGGUUUAAUCUAUUCUCAUGCACAAUGCUUGGGCACAUCUGCAGUCAAAGGACUGUGAUGAUGUGGACAAGACAGUGGUUAACAAAGUUUGGCCAUGAUAUUGAUUUGUAUUUUUACUGUUGCUAACCAGACUUGAGGUGAAAUAUUUUUUAUAGACACACACAUGUACACACACACACACACAUGCGCACACGUACCCUGCACACAUCCACAUUUACGCACACACACACACACAUGCGCAUACGUACCCAGCAUACAUCCACAUUUACGCACACACACACACACACACACACGUCCACACACAUGCACACACGUACCCUGCACACAUCCACAUUUACACACACACACACACACACACACACACAUACACAUGUCCACACACAUGCACACACAUACCCUGCAUACAUCCACAUUUAGGCACACACAAACACACACACACAUGCGCACACGUACCCUGCACACAUCCACAUUUACGCGCACACACACAUGCGCACACACACGCGAACACACUCUCAGCCAGUACAUGAAGCAAUACAGCAUGUUCAUGCAAAAGCCCAUGACCAACACUGUCCCCUCUCCAACUCUGCCUCUUUCCUCCUCCCUCAAAAUGGGGCAGGGGAGGGGCAACGUUACUAGUUGGUGUAAGUUGCAGAACGGCGCAAAGUACAGCUUCCACCACAGCCCUGAAGCCUGGUGCCUGGACUGCCUAAACUAUAAACCGCACUUUCUUCUUUUGUAGGGAAAUUGCAAUGACAAAGGAUAGUGACGAACAUGGGGUGGUUCACAGGAACAGGAUCAAAUAGCUAUCUGAUUUCCAGGCACUUUAUUCUCAGUCGCAACUGCAAGACAGACUGCACACAUUAAAAGGUGCUUGUGGCAGAGGUAGGGAGACAAGAGGCUUGAGAGUCCAAUACCCCACACCCUUUCUUCUAAUAGAACUAUUAACUCAGUACCUAAAGGGUUAACCUAGACUGACAUGCGAGGAAACUGACAAGAAACUUAUACGCUAAGUAUGUGAGUAUGAAAGUGAAGUUUUUAAGGGACAAUCAAGAAAAUGAAGAGUGUGGAGUUUUUAGCUAUAUUGGAUAUAUUUACCCAUAUAUGAUGUAUUCUGAAUUCUGCUUGCAGAUGUAUUUAUCUUAAGUAUUACUGACUAUAUAGUCCUUUUGUUUGGAUUUUUAUACUGUGUGUGUAUUUUGGAAACCUUCUAGAUGUUAAAAAUUUUAAUGUUAACAAAUAUUUCUUAUGAAGCCAAGUUCAUAUCUCUCCAAGUUCCUGUUUAUCUUUGCAGUAACCUUUUUGUAUAUAUUCAAGGGGCAUGAAUUUUAGGGUCCUGUUCUUUUGGGGGAUUUUUCUUAAGAUAACGUGGAUUUUUAAAAAAAAAAAAAAAUUUUUUUUUUCAAAAGACCUUUUCUACUAAAUUACUAACACAACCGAGAGUUUUCUUGAAUAUUUUACAAACCAAGGUUAUAUCCAAAAGAAAAUAUUAUUUAUCGGAGAAAAUUCUCUUUUUCUACAAGUCAUUGUCUGUAUAAAGUAUGCAACCAGAGUAAUCUGACUAGGAAGGUAAAUAAUGAUGUUUAAAACAGAUGAUUAUUGUAUGAAAGUUGGUACAUAAUUCUUGGGGGAAGAAAAAGUAAACCCUUACAAUUCUUGAAGCCAUAUAUAAAAUCGGGAUGAAAAUAUUAUCAGUAUUAAUUAACCUGCAUUUAUUCCAAUGUUUAAACUAAUUCUAGUUUUAUUCUAUUAAUACAUUACAGUUUAUAUAUGUGUAUUUUGGAAAAUAACUGCAUCUAAGCUAGCAGUAUUAGAUUGUUCAAAAUAACAAGUAACUAUUGUACAUCUGUUACCAGGAAGACAAAAUUACUGUUACGUAGAGGAAUGUGCAUAUUGAUGUUAGAAGACGCGACCAUUUAUUUGAUUGCUAUUAUAUAGGCAGAGACAAAUUGGAUGUUUUGUAAGCAAAACACUUCGUGCUACCAGAAGAUAUGAAACACAUUUUUGUUGUAAAAGGAAGACUCAUAAGGAGUAAUUUUAGGUAUUUAACUGGUAGAUGGAAAUCCACCACUGUGCAACUAUGAAACUGUGAGUUAGCCUUGUAGCCUGGUCUACUGGUGUACGCAAGAACCCUGUGCCAUCGAGCUGACAAGAAAUGGAUGCUGUAAAUGCCCUUUCUCAUUGAUUGCUCGGCAGCAGUUUAUCUGUGGGAACAACACAGGUUCAAGUUAGAGAAAGUGCACAGGCGUGCGACUAUACCAUUUGAACACGUGAUAGCGUAGACUACGCAUGUAUAUUGCUAAGGCAGAUAUAUGAGAGCAUUUAAAGUCUUUUAUUUUUAUCAUAGCCUUACUGCAAGAGUUAGAAGUUUAUGAAUGUUGAGGGAGUUUGCAGAAAAAAACGUACUUGAACUUAACUUGCUGAAGGAUUCUUUAGGAAAAAACCUCUUCACUACAUUUUCUUAUAGUUGUAUUACACUGACUAAUACUGUAUCAAGCAUUCUUCUGCUGCUUAAAGUUGUAGUCUCAAAUGAAGAAUAAGGUAUUAUAUAUAUUUGGAACUUUCUGUAGACCGUUUGUAACCAGCAUGCCUUUCUCUGUUCAACUUGAUGGGAUUGUUUACUUAUUAUUUCUAGAUAACAGUGUUAAGACAUUUUUGUACAGCUGUAAUGUAUGGGCAGACUCAGAGAAACUGGGUAAUGAAAAAAAAUGUCCUGUGUAUGAAGUGUUACGAACAGCCAGUUCAAUGUGGACAGAUGUUACCCUCUCUCAUUAAUGUCCAUUACAAUGGCAUUCCAUCACGUGCCUUAUUUUAUGCUGGUUAGUAUAGGCCUGCUUAUAGAACUUUUAAUAAUAUUCUAUUUGUGCAUUAAAACAAUGCAAAAAUACAAA
Carcharodon carcharias (great white shark) is the source of this 7130-nucleotide messenger RNA. RefSeq names its product zinc finger, CCHC domain containing 24 (gene zcchc24). Lineage: Eukaryota; Metazoa; Chordata; Chondrichthyes; Lamniformes; Lamnidae. Gene Ontology annotation, molecular function: zinc ion binding; nucleic acid binding. The transcript is spliced from 4 exons. Bases 225 to 935 code for a protein of 236 amino acids. The record is from RefSeq and is a predicted model, not a curated record.